CUUCACGCCAUAAUCCUGUCCCAACCACAGCCGGUACUGCUUCUCUCGAGGACUUCCCUCGCGCGGAUGGCGGGCCGAAGCCCGUUUUUCACGCUGCCAGCAGGGAGCAGCUGAGCCGAGGGUGUUGAUCCUCCCGCAGUCUGCCUGCGCCUCUGGUGCGAAUGGAGCUAUUCGGCUUCGACGCGCGUCGCCGCUCGUGCCUUCGUUUCCGUCGGGCGUGUAGCGUCUGUCGCUGAUGAGAUUUGGAGACUUAUAGCCUGCCGAUGGCGAGGCACGUGGAAUUUUCGCGAAGAUCGCUGUGGACCCGCGGGGUCGUGCGCGGGGGCCGCGGGCGUCAACCACGUUCCCACGCCCGACAAUGAAGUUUUGCAAGAUUCUCCGAGCGCCCUUUUCUGUGGUCGUGCGUCGCGUCUGCCUUCGUCUCCUGGUCACUGCGCUGUCGUGCCAUGACAGCUCCUUCGCCUGCCAUCAUUAGUCGGCCAUCACCAGACGGCCAGAACUAACCGGCCGACUCACAGCCGGCGUCAAGUGUUGACAUGCGCGUCGCGUCGCAGCUCGCAGGCGGUAGCGAGCGACGGCCGGUGGACGGCAGCUGACGCGCGACACAUGCGCGCAGCGCCGCGCACCGCUCCGCGCGGGCCGUGCAUGGCUCUCCGUGCGGUGGUGCGCGCUGCACCCAUAUCGCCUCGCCCCUCAGCUCCCGGGAGCCAGCUGGGCUGUCGCCAUCACGAUGCCUUCUGACACCGUCCCUUGCCCCUCAUGGCCUCAUGACGUCAUCAUCAUUGAGGCUGAGCUUUCCUGCGCGGUGGCACUAAAGCUUGGAUCGCAGGCGUGCACAUCUGGAGGCACACAGCAGCUGCCCGGCCAUGGCAUGCGCUGCAGCAUUUGCAGAAGUAGCUUGACGUGCAGAAGUGGCUUGACGUGCAGAAGUAGCUUGACGUGCAGAAGUGGCUUGACGUGCAGAAGGGAGGAUUAAACUGCUUUGGCUCUGUAUAUGUUUUUUGCUGAUACAAGCUUUUUUUUGGCGUGGUAACCUUGAAGUGCACAUUUUCUGUAUUACCCUCUGGUACGCACUA
Molecule: messenger RNA, 1076 nt
Organism: Closterium sp. NIES-67
Lineage: Eukaryota; Viridiplantae; Streptophyta; Zygnematophyceae; Desmidiales; Closteriaceae
Source: the annotation of a GenBank genome assembly